CUGAGAAUGAAAAUUUUAUAAAAAUUUUUACACAUAUGUUAUAAAUGAAUAGAACAACUAAUUUUUUUUUUAAUUGAAAAAAAAUUUAAAAUUUUUGUAAUAUAAUCAUGAAUAUUUUAUUGUGGAUUAUAUCGUGUGCUUGCAGUGGAGCAAUUUUAUUAGCACCAAAAGUUAAAGCUCAAGAUUCACCAAAUGAUAUUCCUCGAUCGAUAGAUGAUUGUCAAGUGACGCCGGUUAUACAUGUUCUACAAUAUCCUGGAUGUGUACCGAAACCAAUACCUUCAUAUGCCUGUAUCGGUCGGUGUGCUAGUUAUAUACAAGUUUCGGGUAGCAAAAUAUGGCAGAUGGAACGAUCUUGUAUGUGUUGUCAAGAAUCUGGUGAACGAGAAGCUUUGGUAUCACUAUUUUGUCCAAAAGCACGUCCUGGCGAAAGAAAAUUUCGUAAGGUUCUUACAAAGGCCCCCCUAGAGUGUAUGUGUCGCCCAUGUUCAUCAAUUGAAGAGUCUGGAAUUGUACCACAAGAAUUAGCUGGUUAUAGUGGUGAUGAGGGGCCAUUAAAUAAUCAUUUUAGAAAAGCUGGUAUUCUUUCAUAAUUUUGUAUUUAUGCACGUAUGUAAAAAUAAAUAAGAAAAUAUUUGAUAAGAAGCACGUAGUCCUAAAUUAAUGGUGCAC
Molecule: messenger RNA, 672 nt
Organism: Condylostylus longicornis
Lineage: Eukaryota; Metazoa; Arthropoda; Insecta; Diptera; Dolichopodidae
Gene: Burs
Product: bursicon
Exons: 4
Coding region: 108-593 (161 amino acids)
Biological process (GO): animal organ morphogenesis
Molecular function (GO): receptor ligand activity; BMP binding
Source: RefSeq, a predicted model, not a curated record